Molecule: messenger RNA, 2285 nt
Organism: Phlebotomus papatasi
Lineage: Eukaryota; Metazoa; Arthropoda; Insecta; Diptera; Psychodidae
Exons: 2
Coding region: 64-2193 (709 amino acids)
Biological process (GO): regulation of mRNA processing; regulation of transcription by RNA polymerase II
Cellular component (GO): nucleus
Molecular function (GO): sequence-specific DNA binding
Source: RefSeq, a predicted model, not a curated record
AUUCCAGUCGGCAGCUUUAUCGAAGCGAAAGUUUGGUUGGUGGCUGGGUUUUUGUGACAAAAAAUGGAGAGUGAAAAGCGUAAAUUUAAGGAUUUGAGAGUGAUAGAUUUGAGGAAUGAACUUUCAAAAAGAGGUCUAGAUACAACUGGCUUGAAGCCUGUGCUCGCAGAGCGUCUGAAAAAGGCCUUAGAAGCCGAGGCGGAGGAUCUGGACCUGGAUACCUUUGAGUUUGUAAUUAGUGAAGAAUUAACGACGAAUGAUUCCGAGAAAGUUGUGGAAUCACCAGUCUCUCUUGAACAGGAUGGCAAGCCUGAAGAAUCUGAAAUGUCUGAAGUUAAAGUGGAUGAGUCUGUGCUUGUCACAGAAGAUUCAUCUGCUCAAAAGGCAAAAGUAGAUGAGUCUGUGAUUGCCACAGAAGAUUCAUCUGCGAAACAAGAAGAAGUAGAUGACUGUGUGCUUGUCACUGAAGAUUCAGCUGCACAAGAGACAAAAGAAAAUGAAGUUGUUGAAAGUAAAGAUAUUGGAGAGGUGAAAAAUAGCACUCCAUCCGUCGGUGAGAAGAUUAAACUCAGUGGUGCAGCUCGCAAGCGAUACAAAUGGUUAGUGUCGCAGGGUCAUCCCCUUGGACACGAAACCAAAUGGCUUGCCGCACAUCCAACUCUCGAAAUCUUUGAAGCAAUGAAGAAUCGCUUCAAAGACACAUCAUCUGAGCAAUUGGGUUCCACUGAUGAAUCCAAGGAAAAACGAGAAACUGUCCAUGUGGGCGAUAAUUCGUCUGCCAAAAAGCUAGAUGAUAGCUUUAAAGAGGCAACUGGUAGUGUUCCCAUUGGGAUACUGUCAUCGAAUUACCCUAACCAAUCUCUCACUACUGAGCAAAUGCUAACUGUGCAGAAAUGUGUCAUGGACAGAAUUCUUGAACAAGCAAAUAAGGAACUUAAACCACAAUUCUCUGGUUGCAACUUCAAAAUGGGCUGGAUGUUGUUUGAUUGUUCCAAUAGAUCCACAGCUGAAUGGCUGAAGGGUAUAGUGGACGAUCUGCAGCCAUGGCAAGGUGCCAGUUUGAAGGCGGUGGAGGCAAGUGAUAUACCUCGUCUCCAUGUAAUCAAGGGAUAUUUUCCAAAUUCCGCAGAAAAAACCUCAGAGGCAAUUCUUGGCUAUGUCGCUGCCCAAAAUGAUGGUCUCGAAGCGCAGAAGUGGGGAGUGAUCCGGAGAGAGACUGAGGGAUCUGGUGUACUCAUAACUCUUUCUAUUGAUCACUCUGCAGCAGAACAAUUGAAGAAAUGCAGUUUCAAAAUUCAUUAUCAAUUUGGAACGGUCCAAUUGAAAUCUAAAGGAUCUCUCAGGGAGAAUUACGUAGAGUCCAGGAGGAAGAGAAAGGCUUCAACAGCACCAGAAGGCCAAGCUACAGCCAUUAAAGUGGCUCCACAGCCGCAGCCCUCGGCAGAAAAGCCUACUUUCUCCAGGAGACAACGUCUCAGGUGGAGGCAAAACCAAAAAAGAAAGAUUGCAACGACCACCGUUGUAGAGACCCCAGUUGUGGUCAGCGCAAAGCAAAGGGACAAGGCUACUUCCUUAGCAGUGCCUAGUUCAAGCCCACGAGCACCUGGCCCAAGAAUGGAGUCUAGCUCAAGGGCCAUGAAUUCGAUGUUUGCCGAAGCUCGAAGGCGUUCCAAGAGCAAUGGUGAAGGGUCACGAUCAUCGAGAAAACCCCCCAUACGUUCGAUGCCAAAUGAUCGAAGAGGUGCUCCGGUGGUAGAGGGAGUGUCAAGAAAACCUCAUAAUCAGUAUUCCAGAUCUAGGUCACGAUCUCCAAUUGCACCGAGCCCUCCGAGAUUUUUCAGUCAGGCAUCGUCACAGAGAGAGCACGUUAACAUGUCUGCCAUGUCCAAUAAUAUGAGGCCCUAUCCUCACGCAGAAGCCAAUGAUUAUAACAGAAACUACGGUAAUCAGUCAACUAGGUCUGAUAUAUGGGCAGAUAGAAGAAUGAUUGAUAAUUAUGCUGAACCACGAUCUGAUUAUCGGGCUUCUGGGGCUUCUGUAUCCAGAGAGGCUUCCCUAAGGGCUUUAGGGCCACAAGGGAUGAGGGGUCAUCAUGAAGAACAAUUUAAUAAUUUUAAUAGACGCAGGCAGGAAGAUUCUUCACGUGAAAAUACGAGAUAUCCAGAUACUUAUUACAAGAACAGGCCAUACUAGACAAAAUGUGUAGAGGAACAUUUUUUCUGAUCACUCUCGUGAAACUCACUAAAAAGAUUCCAUAAUAUUAAAUAAAGAUUUACUAUCCACAA